Molecule: messenger RNA, 1572 nt
Organism: Zerene cesonia (dogface butterfly)
Lineage: Eukaryota; Metazoa; Arthropoda; Insecta; Lepidoptera; Pieridae
Exons: 4
Coding region: 329-1549 (406 amino acids)
Molecular function (GO): DNA binding
Source: RefSeq, a predicted model, not a curated record
CACAUAGUUAUAUGUAUUCGAAGUUUUGUACUUUUUUGUAUAUAAUCUAUACUAAUGAAGCUGAAGAUAAAGCUGAAGAGUUUCUCUGUUUGUUUGGACGCACUUCAGGAACUACUGGUCCGAUUUGAAAAAUUCUUUCAGUGUUAGAUAGCCCAUUUGUUGUUGUUUUUGUUUUUUUAGAUACAUUAGGAACAUUAGGACGAGUUUAAAGGGCCAUAACCAUUGGCAGUCAAGGGUAGGUUUAAUAUAACACUCUCACUAUAAGAGACUCUCUUCUAGCACAGACUAAAUAAAAUCAAUCAUUUGGCGUAUAGAAAAACAAUAGACAAUGGCGCGGCAAACGUACAGUACGUGCUGGAAUUACUUCAAGAAGGACUCACAUAACCAAGAACGGGCUAUUUGCAUUCUGUGCACAAAGAGUUUCUCCCGCAAAGGAGGCGGGACUACCUGCCUGAAGAGUCACUUGCGCUCGAAACAUCCGGACGAAUAUUCGAUUAUGUGCAAGAAGGAAACCAAGCCGAAAAUAUCGGAUUCUGAACUCAAGAACGCAGCGUCCGACCAGUCGGAUUCCGAACAGUCCACCACACUGGAUCCCGAGAAUGAGUUGUGGGGUUUCUUCGACAAGGAGCCCCAGAACAGGGCGCGGUGCUCCAUGUGCGGAGUGGUGUUGAAACGGGAAACGGAUACCUUGUACAAGCACUUGAAGGAAAGCCAUUCGAGGAUAUCAGAGAAUCUAGAGUUUCGAGACAAUGAUGAAAAUUACACUGAAGUUAUAUAUCUGGAAGAUCCAGUUGCUAAUGCGGAAUCCACAGAGUCUAAGAAGGGCAAAUUCGAUAGCGUGAAAAUAGAAAACCCUGAAUCGCCCAAGCCAAAGCGUCCCAAGCGCCGAUACAGCUACAAAGAGCCGCUGCGAGUCAGCAACAGUCAUAAUAUACCAACAGAGUAUUUGAAAAAGGACAGGAUCAGCCCGCACGACGAGGAAAUCGAGAAUUUCGGCAGAUACAUCACCGGUUUGCUCAAAGCGGUGCCACAGGGGACGUGUACGAGACUGCAAAUGGAUAUCGUCAAUUUGAUAAUGUCGGCCAAGUUGAAGAGCAUGGAGCCAACGCCGACCAUAACUAUAAAUGGUACUAUUGAAGUGCAGGGUGAUAAAGCAGAUGAGGAUGGUGAACCGGUGGAUGAUAUGCGGGAAAAGGAAGCGGCGGAGGAAGCAAAUCUAGAAUGUACCACGAAUGACAGAAAACUCGAGUCCAAAAAGGAACCGGACAAAAGCAAUUUGCCCAGGAAGCGAAAGAGUUUCACAUACGUCGAAGACAUCAGUAACAUUAAACAGAUGGAUCAAGAAGAAGUGGAAAAUUUCGGAAAAUAUAUAACUUGUUUAUUAAAAAGUGUGUCUAAUAAAGACGUUGGGACAAAGCUGCAGAUGGAUAUAGUUAGUUUGAUAAUGUCGGCCAGGUUAAAAAUAAUGGAGAAAUCUUCAGUUUUAACAAUAAGUGGGACUAUUGCGAUGAGCAAAGAUAUCGAUUCAGUGGCGGGAAGUGUUUCUUAAGACCUAAUAAAUGCUUCGUGUUA